AUGUCCUCCAAAGAUCCAGUCACGCUUAUGGCGAUGUGGGGCUCGAUGAAGGACUACAAUCCCGAUCAGGGGUUUAGUUUUGAGGGGCCAGAGAAGCGUUUGGAGGUGAUCAUCCGUUUUCUUCCCGAAACGCAUCCCGACGGCUUGUACAGCCUUGAGGAUGACGUGUGGGCCCGCGUGGUGGGCACCCUGAAUGCUCAAAUCGUUUCAAAGGAGAACAAUGCGCAUAUCAAAAGCUACGUUCUUACGGAGAGCUCACUUUUUGUGAUGAGGAACCGCAUCAUUCUCAUCACGUGCGGGACGACGACCCUGCUAAACAGUAUUCCGGAGAUUCUCAAGGCCAUCAGCGCGGUCCGCGCGGAGCUGGAGUGGGCGUCCUUCAUGCACAAGAACUAUUCCUUCCCCUGGGAGCAGCGCGGCCCGCACACCUCCCUCUCAGGCGAGAUCGCCACCCUCAAGAGCCACUUCCCCACGGGCAAGACCUACAUCCUCGGGCCCGUUGACAGCGACCACUACUUCUUCUUCUGCUACGACGACGUCAUUCGGCCGUACAGCAACGAGGACGAUACGCAGCUGAACAUGACCAUGUACGGCCUUGACAAGGAGCAGACGAAGUACUGGUUUAGCGAUCGCUUCAUCUCGACGAGCGCGGAGACGGCGGCGAUACGUGCGGCGACGCACCUUGAUCGUCUGGUCGACGAAACGUGGACGUUUCACGACCUGCAGUUCGAGCCCUGUGGCUAUAGCGUGAACGCCUUGCGGGAGGGGGAGUACCAGACCAUCCACAUCACCCCCGAACACCACUGCUCCUUCGCCUCCUACGAGACGAACUGCCAUGAUUCGAAUUACGCAGAUCGAAUAAAAAACGUGCUGAGCGUCUUUCGACCGCAACGGUUUACCGUGCUCGUCUUCCUCGACCCCGAGAGCGCCGUCGGGAAGGCGUAUCAUGACACCCACUCCAUCGGCGUCGAGCCGGAGUACUUCACGGAAUAUGAAGUUUUCAAUCGAACGGUGAAUGAGUUUACGCCUGGCUAUGUGGCAAUGAAAAUCAACUACGUGAGGUCGAUGGCCGUAGAAGAUGCAAUGAAGCAAACCACGUAA
Molecule: messenger RNA, 1101 nt
Organism: Phytomonas sp. EM1
Lineage: Eukaryota; Euglenozoa; Kinetoplastea; Trypanosomatida; Trypanosomatidae
Source: the annotation of a GenBank genome assembly